This is a messenger RNA of Aaosphaeria arxii CBS 175.79, 580 nucleotides long. RefSeq lists its product as uncharacterized. The record is from RefSeq and is a predicted model, not a curated record. Bases 16 to 174 code for a protein of 52 amino acids. The transcript has a single exon. NCBI's taxonomy places the organism in Eukaryota, Fungi, Ascomycota, Dothideomycetes, Pleosporales.
CAAUCCUACAAACCCAUGAAGCGAGAAGAAACCCCACCCCGAUACACACAAGCUACGCACGAGAUUCCUGCCAAAAGGCUUCAAACUCCGAACUUUGCUCGCCCAAGCUCCUCGCUCCGAACCGUAACUCCUCCCCCACCACCACCACAACCAAAAGCUGCACAACACAUGUAACUACGUAUGAACCAUGAUACUUUCGCCUGCAGACGGAAGUAAGACUGCACAAGAGGGAAUGUAUGGCGCACGCACGCACGCCCACACACACAUACGUACAUACAUCUACACUCUCUCUAUUCUCUGUCCCCUCCAUCCCUCCAGUUAGCCGUGUAUCUCGAGGGAUUUCAGGCCGCCUGCCCAAUAGCAAGGCAUCAAGGUAGCCCCCCUCGUCGAUGUUUCGUUUCAAACGGGCGAACGAAAAUGCCCCAUAGGCGGAUGCAAAUAGUCCCCGAAGUACCUUGUUCCUUGCUACAUAACAUUGUCCACGAUCCAUCAUCCAUCAUUUGCCUAGUGUACUUUGCUUCCAAUUGCUGUAGAUAAAAACAUUGGUACGUAUGUGUACCAAUAGAAAUAGAUACAUACA